GCGCAACGUGACUGAUGCUCAACUGGCCCCACGGCUGACACAUCCAAGCUCCCGCCGUUGCGUGGACCUAAAAGAAAGAGGUCCUCUAACGCCGAGACGUCGGAGGAGGACAGAAACCAUCCACGCCGCCCCUGGACCCUCCCCUUGUCAUUGCCGCCGGGAGAGAUGAGUCGCGGUGUGAUGCUGUGAUGUGACUGUGUGAGCGCGCGAGCCUCUUAACAGCGGCUUGACGACUUAAUCGCUCAGAAGGUGAAAACGGUGAGAUAUUGGCGGUUUUGUGAAGAGAAUGGUGAUGACGGCUUCCUCUGACAGCAUGCAGUCAACGCGGCAUCCGCGGCGCGAGCCCUGACCACAGCUGCAACUGAGAAGCUAUGCCCGUGGAUACAGAACCUUCUCCCGCUUACUCUCGGUUUGGUGCCUAAAGGGUCGUUGCUAAGCUUCUCGGACACACUUUAGGCUGUCAGAGGAGAGCACCUGCCUGGAGUCGAGGAGAGGUUUCAUUAAAAAAAAAAAAAAAAAAAAAAAAGGCCGGCCUCUCUGCAGAUCACUCCCUCACAUCCUCCACGGCGUCUGUGUGCCGCGAGCGCUCCGCAUCUUCACUACAUGGCACUUCACCUGAAAGACAUCAUAGCCCGAGCGUGCGUUGCGUCCUGCCACUUUAUAUUAUAGGCUGUUUUGCCUUUACAGUGGACUAAAUUAAUCGACGCGUGAAUCGGAGAAGUGCCGCGUCUAUGCACCUCAGCCGCACCGCCCCGGAAAGGACUUCUCACUGUUGAAAGCUGGAUAUGCUGAGAUUAACGUGAAAAGGAUGGAUGUAAUUAUCGCAGUUUUGGGGCUACUGGCGCUGAUCGUUGAAAGCAUACGUUGCCAAGGAGUGUAUGCACCUCCGACUGUCCGCAUUAUACACUCGGGACAUGCCUGCAAUGUUGAAGAAGAGCGACACACAGAGAGAGUCUACACCAUCAGAGAAGGAGAGACCCUCGAACUCACCUGUCUGGUGACAGGCCAUCCUCGACCACAGAUCCGAUGGACAAAGACAGCUGGCAGUGUGUCAGACCGCUUCCAGGACUCCAGUGUGUUCAACGAGACGUUGCACAUUGCAAAGAUCCUCAGGACACAGGGGGGUCGCUACUACUGCAAGGCUGAGAAUGGCCUUGGAUCUCCAGCUAUCAAGUCCAUCAGAGUGGACGUUUACUACCUAGAUGACCCGGUGGUUACAGUGCACCAGAGUAUAGGAGAGGCUAAAGAGCAGUUCUACUAUGAGAGGACUGUAUUCCUUCGCUGUGUGGCCAAUUCCAAUCCGCCUGUACGCUACAGCUGGCAUCGUGGGAGAGAGGUCUUGACGCAGGGCUCAGACAAAGGCGUUGAAAUCUAUGAACCAUUUUUCACACAGCAGGGGGAAACAAAGAUACUGAAGCUGAAGAACCUGCGUCCUCAGGACUAUGCCAACUACAGCUGCAUCUCCUCAGUCAGAAAUGUGUGUGGGAUUCCUGAUCGGAGUGUUAUCUUCAGGCUCACAAAUAAGACAGCCUCUCCAUCCAUCAAACUGCUGGUGGAGGAUCCUAUCGUGGUAAAUCCAGGUCAGACGGUAUCCCUAGUGUGCAUCACCACUGGGGGGGAACCACCCCCAAUCCUCACAUGGGUCAGCACCAAUGAAAGCCUGCCACAGAGAAGCGUGGUAAAAGGGGGAACUCUCACGCUACCAGCCAUCUCCUCGGAUGAGGCGGGAAUCUACAGUUGCGUGGCAAGUAACAAUGUGGGGAACCCAGCCAAGAAGUCCACCACCAUUGUGGUGCGAGCCUUGAAAAAGGGACGAUUCUGGAUCACCCCUGACCCCUACCACAACGAUGACAACAUCCAGAUUGGCCGUGAAGUCAAGAUUUCUUGUCAGGUGGAGGCAACACCUCCAGAGGAGCUGACAUUUAGCUGGUUGAAGAACGGCCGCGCCCUGCGGAGCUCAGAGCGUAUGGUCAUCACCCAGACGGACCCUGACAUCUCACCUGGAACCACCAACCUGGACAUCAUAGACCUCAAGUUUACAGACUUUGGCACGUACACCUGCGUGGCAGCACUGAAGGGAGGAGGUAUCCCAGAGAUCAGCAUUGACGUCAACAUCUCCUCCACAACUGUUCCCCCCAACCUGACAGUCCCUCGGGGCAAGUCCCCCCUGGUGGCCCGUGAGGGUGACACAGUGGAGCUGGAGUGCCUUGUUUCAGGGAAGCCCAAGCCCAUCAUACUGUGGUCGCGUGCAGAUAAGGAAGCCCCCAUGCCGGAUGGCAGCAUGCAGAUGGAGAGCUAUGAUGGCGUGCUGCGGAUUAUUAAUGUAUCCAGGGAGAUGACGGGUUCAUACCGGUGCCAGACCAGCCAAUAUAACGGUUUCAACGUGAAGCCUCGGGAGGCCAUAGUGGAGCUGAUCGUACAAUACCCUCCGACAGUGGAGCCUGUUUACAGAGAGAUGCGUCAGGGCCUUGGGAGGCCGGUGGUGAUGACCUGCAGGGUGCUUCGAGCCCACCCCUCCCGUGUGUUGCGAUUCGAGUGGCUACUCUCAAACCGGCUACUCCAUGCUGGAGCCUUUGAUGCCCAAAGAGAUGAGACGGAGUACACCAUCCGCAGCCUGAAUCGAGAAGGCUGGGGAGAGUACACCUGUAACGUCAUCAAUGAGGCUGGAGCUGGCAAAUGCACCUUCCAGGUUACAGGUAAAGCCUAUGCCCCUGAGUUCUACUAUGAUACCUACAGCCCUCUGUGGCAGAACAGGCCCAGAGUCUACGGAUUCAAGCUGCAAUGGACCCAGAAGAACCCCAACGCCGUGGACCGUAUUGUUGCCUACAGAUUAGGCAUCAGACAGAUGGGGCAGCAGCGCUGGUGGGAGCACGAGAUCCCCAUGGAUGAACCAAUCAACAAAGGAGAGCUCAUGACACAUAACCUGACUGAGCUGAUAAAACCCGAAUCCUACGAGGUGCGCCUCACCCCCAUCACCCGUUUUGGAGAGGGGGACUCUGAAAUCCGAAUUAUCACCUACAGUGCUCCCAUCAACCCUCACCUGAGGGAGUUCCACUGCAGCUUUGAGGAAGAGCCUAUCUGCAUGUUCACCCAGGACAAGAACGAUGAUUUUGAUUGGACAAGGCACAGCGCUGCCACCCGUGACACCAAGUACACCCCCAACACUGGUCCUAGUGCUGACCGCACUGGUUCAAAGCAGGGUUUCUACAUGUACAUUGAAACAUCGAGACCACGCAAAGAAGGGGACCAGGCACGGCUUAUAAGUCCAUUUUUCAACAUUGCACCUAAAAACCCUUACGGCAUCACAAACCCACCUGCCUACUGCUUUGGCUUCUUCUACCACAUGUUUGGAAAACACAUAGGAACACUUAACGCCUUCCUGAAGCAGAAGGGCCAAACGACCUCAGAGAGUCCUGUGUGGUCGCAAAGUGGUAACCAAGGUGAACGGUGGAAGCAGGCCAAAGUAAGCAUCCAUCCAACAUCGUCCUUCCAGGUUGUUCUUGAAGGUAUCCGGGGUCCAGGAAUUGAAGGGGACAUUGCCAUCGAUGAUAUCACGCUGGAGGAAGGGGAGUGUCGAGACCCACCACCCAAUGACAACGCCAAGGGCCUGACCACAUACUCCCAUAUAUGGCUGCUAUGUGUUAUCUUGGUGCUGACCCUCCUGGAGGGUCAGAGGUGACCCUUCUCCCCGUCAUCUCAGAGGCGAAUGUUCAGACCCGCCGUCUGUGAGCUAUACCCUCGGCAUCCGAUCACCAAAGAUUCAUGCAUCCUGAAAGCAGCAAGGUCCCCAGACGGACCACAGACCGCGGGGGGAGGAGCAACUUUUUUGAAAGAACAAAAGACAAAAUAGAAAGUAAUAAAGAAGAUACACUAAUUUUUUCUUUUGAGAAGAGCUCUUUAAUGGAAAACAUCCCCCCCGGUACAGGAUUUGGGAUGUCUUUAUGAGCACAAAGACAGGUGGGCGAUGAAUGAGCCUGGACUUUGGCAGAGGAGUUUGCAAGCCUUGAGGGAGGGCAGUUUGUAAAGCACAAGACUAAUUUUAUGAAGCUAUGGAAAUAUCUUUGGACGGUGGCCGAAAACAGAUACUGCUGACUUUUUGAAUAUUAAAUAACAUUUCCCUGCUUACAAACAAAUGGAAUUCGACCUUUCUCUGUGUAUCUUUAUCUUCAUUUUCUUCCACCAGAUGCCAAUCACCGCCACUUGUUUUUCACUCUAGCCCAGCCUCACGUCACACCCUGGCAUUUCUUUAUCUGCUUGGUGCUGUUCUGUAGAAAAACACGGACUCGGGCAACAUUUUGUUCUGUCUGCUUACUCCCCUGUAGCUGCCUAUGUAUCUUUUAACACUGUGCUCACGAGUCCAAGUGGCCAACCGACGGUAUGAUGGCAGAAUAAUAAAUGCAUAAAAGUCAGCGCAGUUGUAGACAGCUGGAAUGGAUGGAAGAAAGAAGUUGAAGUUUAGGAGCUAUAAUAUAGAGAGGUUGAAAUGAAGAAAAGAGUGGAGGAAAAGACGGAAAAAGCAGACUGUAGCGAAAGGUCCAAUUACUGUAGUCUGACUCAAAUAUUCAGUCAGUCUGGCUGUGGAACAGAAGCCACUUUACUUUCUGCCAUGAAACAAAGUGCCUUCAGAUUACAAACCGAAUCGUGAGCCUAUGUGUUAAUCAACAUCGAACAAGUCUCUGUUCAUGUUUCCUCUGAUGGGCUAUUUUCUACGUUUCUUUCGCCCCACAAGUGCUGAAAGGAAGGCAUGCAUGUUCAGAGGGAGUAUGGGGCUUAGCUAAACCCAGAUUACAUUCCUCAUAGGGGCGGCUGCCUGUGACUGCGUGUGUUUGUGCGCAUGCAAGGGUGAGUGUUUGUGUGUGCGCAUGCGCCUAGGCCUACGCACGAGUUUCACGUAAAGGCAGCCAACCAGGCAGCACUGGCAGACCCUGAGCACAGGUUUGGAAUCAGCGUGGAUAAAAACAGUGAGCGGAAAUGGUGAAAGUGAGGCUGAGGAUCUUUUUUUUUUUCAAAUCAGAGGGAUAAAGACAUUUCAUGAAAUGAAUACCCCUCUCUCUCUUCUCAUAAUUCUCCCUCGCUGUGGGAGAGCAUUUUUUAACAAGCGAGAAGAACAACUGUGGAAUAAAACAUUGUGUUGUACAGGGAGGAGAGCAGGAACUUUGGGACUGCAAGCUCUUUAUUAGGAUGAAUCUCUUCAUCCGUAUCCUCCAACAUUUAUAUGGAACAAUAUGAAAAUAAAACAUGAUAAUGACCACAAUAAUAGUCAUGAUAUUUUAUUACUCUAGCGAGAAUGUUUCUCUGCUUUUACACAAACUGUGAAGAUUGACUGUGGAAGAUCUACCUGAGACCAUAACCUUAACCAGCGGGGUUUUUAAAAAAAUAUAUGUAUUGUAAAAAAGAGAAAAUAAGAUAAUGAAGAAUUCCGUUCAUUGUUGGUUAUGAGAAAUGUUUUGAGGACUUGUCUUGUUUCUCUUUUUUUUUUAUUUUAUUUUUUUGUUUGUUUCUUUGUUUUUUGAAGAUGACUUAACUUACUUUCUCUUCUUGUUGUCUCCCUUUGCAUUGCUAAAAUAUCAAAGCUGAUGGAAGCAUAAGAAGUAAGCCAAUCUGGUAAAUGUAUAACUUGUAAAUGUUAAAGAAGCUCUAUUCAAAGGUUUAUGAUAAAUGUUUUAUGUUGGAGUACAGGAAGCACAACAUACAGUUUAAGGUCUCAACAUUUAAAGUCCUUUUUUUAUUAUUUCUCUGCACAUGUGUGACCUACUCUCACAAGUUCAGGCUUUUUCAAUACUCAAAUCUAUAUUUAACAGCAAAUUGCCCUUUUUUUUACUUAUAGUGUUAUUUAUAGUGCAACCACAACACUAAGGAAUAUUAAGAGAAUCUGUAGUCAGAUGCAAGGGAGGUAUUAAAAAAAUCCCAUGAAUGCAGACUGGGUGUUGUGGUUCAGCAUAUGUAGCCUCUUCAGUUAAAGCCUGGAUUAGUCUGAGUGGGUUGUACAUUUGUGCAUGCAUAAAGCUGUGUACAAUAGUAGUGAAAAGAAACUGAUACAAUGUAAAGAAGAUAAAUAUGCUACGCAAAACAGAGCAGAAUGAAGAGCAUUUUCAGGGCAUCCUUUCAAUAAUAUUUUGGUCUAUAUAAUUUUGUUACUGAGAUAUAAUCAUUACAGAUAAAAUCUGUUAUGAGCUUCUCUAUUUUUUAUUUUUUAUUUUUUUCUCCUCUUUUUUUUUUUAUCAAAUUUUGGUCAUUUUCAUUUCAAGUUUUAGAUCACACUGAAUGUAAGUGGACUUCUUGGGCGUUCUUGAUCUUACAGUCUUAAAAGAUGUAAUGUUUUACUAAAUCAUAUGUUUCUCUGUGUGCGUUUGAUGAGGACUUUCAGACUUUCGUGGGUCGUUUGAAACACAUCAAGAAAAUUUUGAUGCAGACUUUCCAAAAAUAGAGGCUCAGAUAAAAUCCAUUAGCUAGCUCCACCAUUAGCUAGCUGCUAUACCCUUCUGUGGUAUAGUGGGUAACAAAAAGUGCCAAAGUGACCCUUCAGUUAUCACUGUAACAAAGUACAAACAUGAAUUCAUCUAGAUUUGUUGGCAACAGUUUCUUUUAAAUCCCUGAGCACCUGAUCAAAUCACUUGAUUGAGAGCAAAAGAUCUGCACAUCUUACUGACAAUAGCUCUUUAGUACACGAAUAUCUAAAUUACUGCAAAGUUUAAAUAAAAGGAUACAUUUGGUAUUGUUGUCAAAGCACUUAACAUUAUGGGGAACUUGCUUGAAGUGUAUGUUUAUGUAUUAUUACUGUGAUGCUACAGCCAGGAGUCACCUAGCAUAGUUUAAAACUCAAAGGAAGAGGGGAACAGCUAGGCUAGCUGUCUUUGUCCAGCAGUUACAAAGUUUGCCAGCAACUCCAAAAACUCAUUAAAUAACUCAUUAUACCUUGUCUGUUUCAUCCCUAAUAAAUGAGGGGAAAAAAAGAGUUAAAACAAUGAGUUGCUGCUCUUUUCAGGGGGAAUUGCAAUAUAGAGAAAUAAAGUUACCGCUCCUGAUUAAUCAUCUAAAAACCACAAACUGCUGUUCUGUUAUUAUUAUUACUAUUAUUAUUCUAUAGAUAACACAUGAAAUAUUUGUUUAUUUAUAGGCUUUACAAGUGCUCACAGCCUGAUUUUGCAACUUUGAUUGGUACCAUGCUAGCUGUCCCCCCUGUCCAUCCAGUCAUUUUGCUAUGCUAAGCUAACUGGUUGGUGUUAUAUUCAUGAUAAAUAAACAUAAACAAAAAUGGUAUCAUUCUUCUUUGAACGAUAUGAUAAUAAAAGCUUUUGUCUAACACUUAAGUUAUUAUAUUUCCUAAAACAACAGAUUUCCAGGGUACAUAGGGCUGUUGUUUAGCUACUAUGCGUAUAUUGGAAAGACAUCAGUAUUAGCCUGCAAACUCUACAGCAGACCUCCCAUUUAUCCCAGGUUUAUCAUUUAUAUUAUAAAAUACUUGGUAAAUUUGUGCAAGUUUGAAGUUUACAUUGAGGUUAAGAAAUGUUUUUGGGCUAAAACUGAACUACAAAAAAGAUAAUUGUUUAUUUUCUGCAGUUCUUAUGUCCCUGAUUUUUCAAUUAUGUGCAUUUCACUCCCUCAAUGUCAACAAUAUGAGCAAUGUGAACCUUAAGAGUAGCUCACACUCUCAGCUUGUUCUGUUUUUGACCGAAGUCCUCCUUCAAAGUGCAGUUGUGAAGAUUAACAGUCACUGAAUAUGUAAACCAUUAAUGACGACAGGCCUGUGCAGUUGUGGAACAUGCAACAAAAACCAGAAAAUUAAUUUACGAUUAUUGUAGAUGCGGGACCUAAAUGCUAAAUUUUAAUCAGUGGGCCUCAACAUUGGGAUUCUUUUUUUCACCAUUACAGCAGUGGUACAUAUAAUCUUUUGCAAUUACAAGACUAAAAUGGCUCUAAUUUCUUUCUUUUCUUCGUUGUACAUCUUCUCAGCACUCUAUUUAAUUUCUUAUAUGUGCUUUCUGCUUAAAGUAGUUCAUCCUAGCAAACAAUGUGAUAUCUAGUAGGUACAAUUUAUUAUAAAAAAAAAGUUUAAACUACUUCUUUUGUAGCAUGCAAAUUCACUCAGCUUUAAAUUUUCCUAAGAUGACUACAUAUGCAUCCAUUUAUAGGACACAGUUUGAGAUACAGACAGAUCUGAUGCAUACUGGUGAUGUCUUCCAAAAUGAGUCCCGCAUCUGGAUAUUUUUAGUUUAAGUUUUUGUGGUUUUGUUUUGUUUUGUUUUGUUUUUUUUCUUUUCUUCUGCUAACUAGUCUCUUUGUGGUACAUUUUGUUCAGAUCGAUCCAGCUGGUGAAGCAGGUGGUUUAGAAAGCAGCAUAUCAUUCCUUGCUGCAACAACAACGAUCGUCUCACCUCUUAAAUUAUGUGCAUUCAGGAUUCAAAAUAUUUCCCCAUUUGUGUGUUUUACUGAUGUACAAUUACAUUUGUUAUAAUUUUUGCUUAAAUUUAGGAAUCUUUAUUAAACUGUUAAUUAUGCUGUUGUUUUGCCCUGCACCCACUCUCAUAUAAUAUAAUAUAAUAAGGGCUCCAAAUAUGCAGAAAUUAAAUGAAAUCACUCGAAAGUACAGCAGUAUGUACCUAAGACUUUAAGCAAUAUUUAAAACAGUAAAAAACAAAAAAAAUAAAGCUUGCAGUCAUUGCAAAUACUGCUCGUUAAAACAAAUAAGGUGUUUAAGUCAGCUAUUGCACUGCAUUACAUCAUAUUGGCCACAGCACAAACUAUAAAAUGUCUAUCUUUAAUCUUUUUGCAUUCAAAAGGUAGCAAACAUUUGAUUCAUAAUGGGAAUGAAGCAGAUUCCAGCAGUUUCACACUGGUUCUGGGAAAAGAAAGAAAAUGUCUUGCGUGAUAUAAUAAUGUCCUGGACUAUAAAAAAAAUACAUAGCUUUAAUGUUGGUUCAGCUAAAAAAAAUGAAUAAAAAAUGUAUUUAAAAAAAACUCAGUUACUUCAUUUUGACUUUGAUGAAUACAUGAACGAAUAAUGCAGUUGUGCAUGAAUGUACCCAGUGCUUACCUUAAUGCCAUUAAAUUAGAAGUACUGUAGCGUUUCAAGGAUGAGGUUUGUCUGAGUUUUUGCAGGCCAUAGAUUGAAAAUAAUUACAGCAACAUGAAAUAUCUUGAAACAAUUUCCCAGUUCUUUGGUAAAUUUGAUUAAAUUUAUCCAUGUGAGUAGAACCAUGACCAACUGCUCUCGGACAAAAUGUAAUUUAGAAGAAAGUUUUGCCUUAAUUCCCAAAAGUGCAUACCUCGAAAAUGUUAUAAAGUAUACAUUGAAAAAAAAACUUAAUGAGUGGAAUGGUGCCCAGUUAUUAGGCUAAACACAAGAAGUUUCCAUUGUGAUUUAGCAAGAGAUGUAUUUUUUAAAGAAAUUCUACUUAAUUUUCUGCAUAUUUGUUAUAAAUAGUUAUAAAUACAAUUAACUGGAGAUAUAUUAUCCAUACCUUGUGUUAGGGUUAGCUUAAAAUCUCAUUCUUAAAGGGUCUCUAAAAGGAAGAGUCUGAACAUGCCUUUCUGAAUGGAAAUGUUCUCAUGUUCUGUUGAACCUAAAAAGGGCUUUGUCACAUUGUGCCAUUCAUUACGCUAUUUUUGCAUCCCCCACAAAAAAAGGAACAUUUAGUUCCACUGAAGUGAUCAAACAGCAGCCCUGUUAUUGUCCUUCCUCCUUGAUAUUUAUUCAUUAAGAGAGCUAGUGCCAAAGUGGGAGAGCGUUGCAGUGAACCACGAAAAACUGUGAAUUUCUCACAGUCAGGAGUCAAAACCUCUCUGAUAUUAAACUAGAACUCUAGCUAUUGUUGCAGUUUCACAAGACCAAAAUAGCACCCUUAAUGGGAGUUUCACUUCCACACAGCAUUGAGAAGUUGCUGCAUCUCACUAAAAUAAAAAAAUCUCUUUUUACACUGUCAGAGAAGAAUGAAGAUGUCACUAUUUGAUGGCAUGACUGCUCAGUGUGACAACUUUACAAGAGACAAACCUGCCACCUCUUGGUGCAGUCUCUCUCUGGCGUUACAACUUUCUCAUUGUCCUUGGAUUUCCACCUUCUCUCUGUCCUCUCUUUAUCUUUCACCUGCUCUGGUCAGUAACCACAGGCCAUUUCAGCAGCUAAAUGUUUGCUCUCACAGACUCCAGUUCUUUCCCAUCAGUGCAGUUGACUCCAUGCAGGGUGACAGAAGUAGUCAGUGAUGAAACACCCCCACCCCCAACCCCCUGCCAUUUGAAUUAAAAA
Messenger RNA from Melanotaenia boesemani (Boeseman's rainbowfish), 10243 nucleotides. Its product is annotated as MAM domain-containing glycosylphosphatidylinositol anchor protein 2-like. NCBI's taxonomy places the organism in Eukaryota, Metazoa, Chordata, Actinopteri, Atheriniformes, Melanotaeniidae. The record is from RefSeq and is a predicted model, not a curated record. Gene Ontology annotation, biological process: homophilic cell-cell adhesion. Gene Ontology annotation, cellular component: plasma membrane. The coding region runs from base 809 to 3679 and encodes 956 amino acids. The transcript is spliced from 18 exons. Gene Ontology annotation, molecular function: protein binding.